UUAUGACGUGGUGCAUGAUGGGUAUGGCGACUAUGUGGCCGGAGCAACAACAUUGAAUUUCAGCGUUAUGUGUAAACUCAAAUUUUAAGUUCUUUGUGAUUUUUUCAACGAUUGUCUCUUAUAAGUAAAGUAAUCAAAAUGAAUUUCAAUUCUACGGGUGGCAGACACCCUGCUCAGCGCAACAGCCGCAAGCUCAAAGCAGGUGGUGAUGCUGCGCCUGCUUCUCCUAUGGCUCCAUAUCCAGCGCCAUACAAUCCUUCAUAUCCUUCAUAUGCUCCGCCCCCAUAUGGACAGCCUGGUGCCGAUAUGUAUGCCCAACAACAUGUUUCCAUGCCAGGAGGUGGUGAAUACAUGCAGCCUAUGCAACCCCAAAAUAUGGGAGGGUUCCCUGGGGGCCCCCAAAUGAAUCAAGGUUUUGCCAUACCAUCCCAAGUUUUUUCACAGCCAAUUGUUGCUGACUUAGCCAUGCAAUAUGGAGCUAGUAUGGUUGGUGCAGGAAGACAAAUUGUUGACAGAGAACUAGAAAAAUAUGUUCCUGUUUCAAGACUCAAGUACUACUUUGCUGUUGACACAAAAUAUGUCGCUAACAAGCUACGACUACUCUUCUUUCCAUUUACCCAUUCUGACUGGUCUAUGAAAUAUGAACAAGGACAACCUGUACAGCCUAGGUUUGAAUUGAAUGCCCCUGACCUCUAUAUUCCUACCAUGGCAUAUGUCACAUAUGUUUUACUAGCGGGUUUUGUCCUUGGUUUCCAAAAUCGCUUUACACCUGAAAAACUGGGUAUUCAAGCAUCGUCAGCCUUAGCUUGGGCAAUAGCUGAAGUUCUUCUGGAACUAAUUACCCUUUAUGUGACAAAUAUUAAUACGAAUCUUACAACUCUUGAUCUGGUAGCUUAUAGUGGAUACAAAUAUGUUGGGAUGAUAUUUGCUGUACUUUUAAGUCUUGCUUUCAGUAAGACAGGUUACUACCUUGGCCUGCUUUACUUCAGCUUAUCCCUGGCCUUUUAUCUGAUACGCACACUAAAGUGUCAGGUACUACCUGAAAGUGAAGUUCAGCAGCCAAGUCAUGAUAUGUAUGGGAAUCCUAUCAUGAGUGGCCCUCAACAUACCUCUGGUGGAAAUAAAAGAAGAACAUACAUCCUUCUUUUUGUUGCUGGCAUUCAACCAGUGCUUAUGUGGUGGUUGUCCUACCACCUUGUCUCUCUACCUGUCGUCUAAUUCUCUUUUCACUGUCAUCCUUCAGUUUACAACAAUCUUUGAUUAAAUC
Molecule: messenger RNA, 1267 nt
Organism: Frankliniella occidentalis (western flower thrips)
Lineage: Eukaryota; Metazoa; Arthropoda; Insecta; Thysanoptera; Thripidae
Gene: Yif1
Product: protein YIF1B
Exons: 6
Coding region: 139-1218 (359 amino acids)
Biological process (GO): endoplasmic reticulum to Golgi vesicle-mediated transport
Cellular component (GO): endoplasmic reticulum-Golgi intermediate compartment; Golgi membrane; endoplasmic reticulum membrane
Source: RefSeq, a predicted model, not a curated record